UCAAUUGAAUUGCUAACAUGUAUGUAUGAAGAAACACUUUCCACCAGGAAAAAUAAAUGAUGAAUGUCGAGAAAUGAAAAUAGGUAAGCUCGGUUGGUGUUUUGGAUUGGUGUGAUUGUGUGUGAUGAAGCAAAGACAUUUGAAGUGACGCUUGAAAAAAAAAUGAUGAAAAGAAGAUUUGCUGGAGUGAUCCACUUCAAAAAGCUGAAACAAAGAAAAAAAACUAUUUAGCGGAUAAGAAAAAAGGAAACGUUCACUAGCUAUACUAUGAGGUUGGUGAGACGCUUCGAUCACUUGCAGGGGAGCGUAUUGCAAACGGAAAGGUAAGGCUGUUGAACUGGUCAAAGUGAACGGUUCAACAGUUUCAGGUAUGUACCAUUAUUGAAAAGAAAGAAUACAUAUAUUUAUUUAGUAUUGAAGGUAGUAAUAUAUGAAUUUGUUGCUUCACCAAACUUCAAACAAUGUUUUUUCAGUAUGUGCGGAUUCUUUUAUAAAAGUGUGGGUAUUUAAGGUUUAUUCUUCUAAUAUUUUUGUUGAUGGUGUUUACUCAACAAGGCAACUAGUUUGCGAGACAUAGACAAGAAUAAAACUGUAUUGCUGUUCAGUCUAGAGAAAAAUGCUAUUUUAAUUACGGCCGUGAAUCUGAAUCUGAGAGUGACACAACAUGUUGUGUGUGUGUGUGUGUGUGUGAUAUUCUGGAGUUAAGCUCUUCAAUGAUAGGCAAAUCGGUUGCUACAAUAUGUAUCAACGUUGUUUGAGAAUUUACUUGAAUAUGAAGAAUUGUAUGGUUAUCGCUCUUGGAUGUUGCGAAAGUCGCUCUUGAAUGUUGCGAAAGCCGCUCUUGAAUGUUGCGAAAGCCGCUCUUGAAUGAUGCGAAAGUCGCUCUUGAAUGCUGCGAAACUCACUAUUCAAUGUUGCAAAGUUGUAGUGAUAUCGCUCUUGGAUGAUGCGAAAGUAGAGGAUAUUAUAAAAAGCCAACUCAUAGGAAUUCGCUCUUGGAUGUUGCGAUAGUUGUCUGGAUGUCGCUCUUGAAUGAUGCGAGGGUUUAGUUUUGAUAAGUGUUGACAUGUGCAACAUGGAUAACAAUGUGAAUGAGCGUAAUCAUUCAGAAGAUGGAAUCGCGGAUAGUAACCAAACGCCAAUCAUCAUUCAGCAACAUGUAUUCAGUCCCGCAACGUACAACCUUCCCCAUUUCAAAUUCAAACAUUUGCCUCAAACUGAAGUACGCAAUGCGUGGAGUUCGUGGAUUCGAUGGUUUGAAACCGUCAUGGCAGCUUCGAACAUCGUUGAUGGUUCAAGCCGCAAGAUGCAAUUGUCCGCAAUGGGCGGUUUGGAAUUACAGAGCGCUUUCUAUGGAAUUCCGGGCUGCGAUGUGGAAGAUGCUUCGAAUGAUCCCUACCUUUCAAUGAAAGAUAAAUUAACGGAAUAUUUCUCGCCGAAACAUCACGACAGCUUUGAAAGGUUUCUUUUCUGGUCUAUGACACCGAGUGACAGUGAACCCAUCGAGAAGUUUGCCCUCAGAGUUCAGCAGAGAGCUGAAAAAGUUUCAUUCGGAAGAUCAGAAAAUGAGAGCCGGCAUAUUGCGGUCAUUGAUAAAAUCAUACAAUAUGCGUCGGAGGACUUGCGCCAGAAACUACUGGAAAAAGAACAGCUGACUCUCGACGAAGCAAUUAAAAUUAUAAACGCGUACCAGUCCGUAAAGUACCAGUCCUCAAAAAUGAACGGCAAAUCAAAUGGUGGACCAAGCAAUCGCCCCUACGAAAAUAUUGGCAAUAAUAUUAAUCGACUUUACGAAGGUUCUUCUAAAAUUAUUGGAAGUAAUCCUCGAUGCUUGCGCUGUGGGUAUAAGCGACAUCAGGAGGCUCAGCACUGUCCGGCACUGAAUAAGAUGUGCCUUCGUUGCAAAAGUGUUGGUCAUUUUAAAUCUGUUUGCAAAUCAAAGAUAUCUAGCACCGGAACUUUCGACCGGAAGCGUGUAGCACCUAUCGCAAAUCAUCAGGGUCCCUCGCGACCAUCAAAAUAUCCGCGAACCUCGUCCAGGCCGGUUUAUAAGAUCGAUGACCAGAAUGAAGAAUCAGAAUCUGAGGAUCUAUCGGUUUGA
Molecule: messenger RNA, 2101 nt
Organism: Armigeres subalbatus
Lineage: Eukaryota; Metazoa; Arthropoda; Insecta; Diptera; Culicidae
Exons: 4
Coding region: 1067-2101 (344 amino acids)
Source: RefSeq, a predicted model, not a curated record